Gossypium arboreum is the source of this 1028-nucleotide messenger RNA. RefSeq lists its product as uncharacterized. The record is from RefSeq and is a predicted model, not a curated record. Gene Ontology annotation, biological process: nucleosome assembly. Gene Ontology annotation, cellular component: nucleosome. Gene Ontology annotation, molecular function: structural constituent of chromatin; protein heterodimerization activity; DNA binding. The transcript has a single exon. Bases 85 to 750 code for a protein of 221 amino acids. NCBI's taxonomy places the organism in Eukaryota, Viridiplantae, Streptophyta, Magnoliopsida, Malvales, Malvaceae.
AUACUGGUUAUAAAUCUGUUUCAUUGUAAUCCAUUACACUUUUGAAUUGGAUAAGAGUGAAAAGAAAGGAAUAUUGCAGGAAAAAUGGCUCCCAAACGUCGAGCAAAAGUUGUAGUGAGGUCUACUAAGAAAAUCGUUAAGGAAACUGUUCAAGUAGCUGUGAUUGAUAAAACAGAGGGAGACAACAAUGGUGAUCAACAACAGCUGGAUACGGUUCCUUUGGAAGACAUAGAAGAGGCAGAAGAAAGGGUAAUCACUGAAAUUCCCAUACAAGGGUCAACUGAAGACAAAGCAGAAAAAGAACCCCACAAAGUAGAAGCUCCAGGCGAAAAAAACAGAGUGCAAGGAGAAGAGAAAACAGAGCCAGUUCAUGAGGAAGAAGAACCGAGGAAAGAAGAAAAGAAAGGAAAGAGAAAGAGAAAGAGAGGGAAGAAGAAAGAAUUGGUGGGGCAUGAAGGGUACAAGACGUACGUUUUCAGGGUACUGAAACAGGUUCAUCCUGGAAUGGCGAUUUCAUCCAAGGCAAUGUCGGUGAUCAACAGCUUGAUGAACGACAUGUUCGAGAAGAUUACGAACGAGGCAACCAAGCUGUCACAGUACACGGAUAGGAAGACACUGUCUUCGAGGGAGAUUCAAGGGGCAGUGAGAUUGGUUUUGCCAGGGGAGCUUGGCAAACAUGCUGUGGCUGAAGGAAGUAAAGCUGUCACUAACUAUGCUUCCUACGAUAUAAAACGCUCCAAAUUGGUUUAGUUUUUCUAGGAUGUAUUACUCGAUUUUAGGUAGGUUUUGAUGUUCCUUGUUGUUGCCACCUUUGAAUUUUGUUUUGUACUAUAAUUAGGAGGAGGUUGUAUUUGUAUCUGUAUGCAAGUUUGAUUUAGGUUUUCUAGGCUGUCUUAGUGGACAUGUUUUCUACAACUAUCAUGUAACAAGUUGUUCAUUUUCAUGGCUUGCUUUAAAUGUUUUUUCUAUUAUUAUAUAUAUUUUUACAUUAUAUAUGAUAAUUUACAAUUAUUUUGAUGUAUUAAAAA